Messenger RNA from Triticum aestivum (bread wheat), 3257 nucleotides. RefSeq names its product pyridoxal phosphate homeostasis protein. The coding region runs from base 318 to 719 and encodes 133 amino acids. Gene Ontology annotation, molecular function: pyridoxal phosphate binding. NCBI's taxonomy places the organism in Eukaryota, Viridiplantae, Streptophyta, Magnoliopsida, Poales, Poaceae. The record is from RefSeq and is a predicted model, not a curated record. Gene Ontology annotation, cellular component: intracellular anatomical structure. The transcript is spliced from 4 exons.
AGCGAGGCGAGAUACCCCACACUACUACUGAGGAUGUCCACCCCACACCACACCGACCCCAAUCGACCCUCACCCCAACAACUCUCUCUGUCUCUCCUCUCAUCCACAGCCGCCGCCGCACUCUUCCGCCCGGCGAUCCCACCGGCCGACGCCCUCCACCCUCAUCCCCUCCACCUUCCCCCACCUUCUAUCCAUCUAUAUGCCCCUAGACUAGAUCGAGCAGGCGGGCGCCGUCAGAUCGGGAUCGGUCAUGCCCACGGCGGGGCAUCUGGAUCCACGGAGGGGAGAGGAGGACGGCAGUGGCGGCGGCGGCGGCGAUGCGGGCGGUGCUGGCACGGCCGGGGAGCGCGGCGGAGCAGUCCAGGCGGGCGGCGGAGGCGGUGCGGGUGGUGGCGAUCGGGAAGACCAAGCUGGUGUCCCUGCUGCGGCAGCUCUACGACGCCGGCCACCGCUGCUUCGGUGAGAACUACGUCCAGGAGUUCGUCACCAAGGCGCCGCAGCUUCCAGAAGAUAUCCGGUGGCAUUUCGUCGGGCACUUGCAGAGCAACAAGGUGAAAUCGCUUGUAGGAUUGUUGUUCUUUGCCAUAACACCACAUCUCACUCCGCGCAUCAUCUCUGGACACUGCUCUUCCGCUGCUGCAACCCAGCUAGCACCAAUGACGCCAUGCAUGGAGCAAGUCAAGGUCUAUAUGGAACGAGCACUCCAUCUCUGGCAGUAAAGAAUUAGACAAGCGGUUGAUUUAUUUAGUGCUGACUUCUGAAGAACUGGUUGGGGUUUUCUUGUUUAAUUUCAACUCGUGUGCAUGUGCAGCAUCACCUACUCAGGUAAUUAACCGGCAUUAUGCAACACAUCAACAUCCUCAAAGUAUCGUAUCUGAACAUUUUGUGUCUUUGUACCAACAAAUCGGUAUAAGAUUGUGCAAGUAACUAUUGUUCAUGUCCAAAAUAAUUUUUCAGUUCGUAGUCAAAGGAUGUUAAAAUUUAGCAGAACCUGUAACCUGUAAUAACAUCCAGGAAUUUGUAGUCCAAGUCGGUUAAUAGGUGAGUCUGAUUUGAUUAGAACCUGUAUCCACUGGUGGUGGCUGCGUCCAUAUAUAUACACCAGCUGGGUUCAUUCAAUGGAGUAACCUACACUAGCUCAUUCACUACUAGUUAGAUCAAUGGAGUAACCUGUUAUUUCUUUUGCAUUUUUUACAGUAAAAAGUCAUGGCUCACCUAUUAACCGGCGGCCGUAGAAGGACUAAUCACCUAACUGAAACACUAAUAAUCAGAAGAUAGAUUGAACUUCGUUUAACGGAUAUACAACAUAUUGAAUUAUUUUGUAUUAGGUCUAAUUGAUAUAAUCAUGUCUAAUAGAGUUCAUAAUCUUUACUUUGAAGAUCUGUAGCUAGACAUUAGAACUGUUGACAUGCAAAUAAUUAACUAACUGCAUGUCGUACUUGAAUUACAGGUUUUUUGUUUUCGUCACUCCUUUGUUAUAUGGAAGAAGACUUCAUGGUUAGCAUUAUUUAUUAUAACACAUUCAUAUAAGAUUUUCUUGCCACUGUAAGUAGGAAGUUAAUUUUUUAUAUGUGCUAGUGGACAAGUGAGGAGUUCUGUAAUCCACUACAUCAUUUUGUCAUACAAAUUUGUUUGUUCUUAUAUGUGCCUUCGGACUAGCAAUUGUGGAGGGAGGGUAAGGCAGGCCUAGGAUGUUUGUGCGUGCAUUUAACACAUCUUACAUGAAAUAUACCAUUAGGGGAAACAGUGGAGGGAGUUCCAGCUAGUGGCAGAGAGAGAAGAGAAUUUUACUGGACUAUCAAUACUUCUUCAUUGGUUGAACAGGGAGGUACUUGCUCCUAUAUAAGUAUGGAGGCUGUCAUGAUGCAGGCUAUUUCACCCUGGACCUCCAGAGAUUCCAGUUUGAGGGAGUGAACAUUUCAGCAUGGUGUCGAUUGUACUCACGCAUAUAACAACUUACCACCAUCGUUGUUAUCUACGUCGACGAUAUCAAGUGGCAAACUUUCUGUUGCGUCCUAGUUAUCUCCCAGCUUUCAUAAUUAUCACACUGCUUGUCUCAUGCUAGAUAGUUCAUUAUUUUGAUUGGUAGUUGUCGUUACACUAUUUUGUAGUUGCUACUUUUUAUGUGCUCGUGGCGAAGCUAACCAAGCUCAAGAACAUAACAAUGAUUCAUUUGUUUGUCUGUUUUCGUUGCCAUUUUGAAGUGGUAAUCAGAAAAGCAAAAUUGAGUGAUGAUCUUGAUUAAUUUCUCAAGGGAGUAUUCACCAAAAAAUUCCUUAAUGGAGUUGCCAUAUACUCCCUCAGUGUUUAUCUUGCAAAAUGAUCCUAUAUUAACGGACGGAGGACUUAAGUAGCAAGAAUAGUUUGUGCUCAUAAACUCUUUGAUUUGAUCUUCUGAAGAUAAAUUAGAGGCAGAACAACCAUGCUUUUUUAGACAUUUUGAACUUCUUAUCCACCUCUAUCUCACUCUGCAUGCCAAAUGCAAAGUAACCGGUUUGUUGAGCGCUGCUACUGAGACCCCUGUGUUUUUUAAGUUAGAAAUCUGUUAAACUAGCUAGGUAAACUUGUAGGCUAAGUAAACCUGUAGACCCCUGUGGUUCUUAAAUUCUUUUAAGAUCAAUUUCUUAUGUGUACCAAUCUUUUUCUGGCUAUUAUUCCAGGUUUCCAACUUGUAUUGCAAAGUACACUGUAAACACAUAAAACUGAGUCUGAGUUGUUACAUGUCUCAAAUUUUAUUGAGGUCAAAAUUAUACGAAUGUGAAUAUUGGCCAUUCUACUUCUUCCUGUCCAUUUCUUGUAUAAGCAGUUUACCAAGUCUUCUCCAAUAGUAAUGCAUAUGUCAUGUAUGUUCCUAUUCGCUCCCAAUUUCCUGAAUAUCUAUGAUCUGAAUAUGCAUAAUUUUGAUAAAUUUGGCAGGAACUCAGGAAGGUGCCGAGGAGAUGCUGGACCAAGGCGUGGAGGCACUGCAAGCUGAAGAGCACAUAUCUGCAGAUGCUGGAGGCCGGGCCGGUGAGCCGAGGAUUGGAGGUAGCGCUGAUUGGUGUUUUUAUGAAGAGAUAGGAUGCCACUGUUUGGUGUUUUUAUGCAUUUUGGUUUGCUUUUAGCUGUGUUUGCACUAGCUGGGAGUAAGUGACUUGGCAAGAAGUGUAGGUGUUUUAAUUGAAGGCAUGAAAAGCCAUGACAAUAUGUAUGCUCUUCCAGGAUGUGCUCUAAUGCCGCUGGUUUAUUAUAAAUCUUGGAUUAGUAAUGAUGUGUAA